UGCCGUGACAUACUUUCUCCUGUGUGGCGCCCCGAGUGUUAUCGAUAAAAAUAGUUUGGGAUAACUGGUUGAAUUAGUCUGGGGAACAAGAUAUUCGUAUUAUUUGGAUUACUUAUUUAAUUUAUCAAACCAAACUGCAGAAAUGGCACCCGGAAUAACUCUGAACCAAAAACAACAAGCUGAGCUCAAGGAGGCGUUCAUCAUCUACGACAGCGACCAGGACGGCAAGGUGAGCACGGACCAGGCCACGCAGAUCAUCCGCAGCAUCGGCAUCAGCCCCACCAUGGACGAGAUUAGCGACAUGCUCGGAACUCGCCAAGGGGAUAAGUUGUUCACACUAGAGGACCUGAAGCGCAUCAUCCAGACCAAGGCACCGCCGGUAGAGAGCCGAGAGAGCCUGCUUGACGCCUUCAGGAUCUUUGACAAGGUCUCCAACAGUUUGCAAAAGUUCACAUUUAACACUAUUUUGCGCCACCUUCAGGACGGUAACGGUUUCAUCGACGCCAAGGAGCUGCGUCACGUGCUCGUUCACCUGGGGGAGAAGCUUAAGGAUGACGAGGUGGACGAACUGCUGCGAGAGGUCGACAUCAACGGAGACAACCAGAUCAGCUACGAAGACAUGGUGAGGACUAUCGAGUGCCUGAAUUGAGGGUUGUCUUGAAAAAGAAACCGACCUAUAGCAGCAGCUGACGCAUAAUCCAUUCCAUUGUUACGAUCUGCACAACUAUAUAUUGUACACGCCUUGCCACAGUGUUCCAAAGCUUCUUUGAUUUAUAUAUUUUACGACACAAAAUCAGUGAUUUUAUUUUGAUAAAUUUUCUUUGUAUUAUCAUACCAGAAACGCAAUUUGUUCUCAACGCAAGCAUGUCAGCUCGCGUAUAAAAACUUUGAUAGUGAACAAAUGUAUAAUGUAUACAUGCUCAUUUAUCACCGUUUUAUUUUGUGUUUCGAUGUGUUAUGCUUUUAGUGAUCUUGAACAUGUUCAGGUUCUUUUAGUAAGCACAAGUUAUACGUAUUCCUGAUUGAUACGGUGAUCCAUUAUUGUAAGGUGUCAAUAUUUAAACCUGGUAGAUAGCUCGCUUACAUAGCAUGUGCAUUUCCGAGACUCGGCCUUUUUUAGUGGACGUAAGACAUGUUUGAAAUUAUGUUCAUGUUUGGUUGUGAUCUGUGAUUUUGAUUUUUCACUCAAAACUAAUGAGUUGCGUGGGUUAAGGAAUACAUUAUGUUCUAGGGAUCAGAUUUGUACGUGUUCAAAUACGUUUAAAUGUAAUUAAAUAGUUUUUGUGCAA
Messenger RNA from Dreissena polymorpha, 1289 nucleotides. RefSeq names its product calmodulin-A-like. Gene Ontology annotation, molecular function: calcium ion binding. The coding region runs from base 143 to 649 and encodes 168 amino acids. The record is from RefSeq and is a predicted model, not a curated record. Lineage: Eukaryota; Metazoa; Mollusca; Bivalvia; Myida; Dreissenidae. The transcript has 6 exons. Gene Ontology annotation, cellular component: myosin II complex.